Molecule: messenger RNA, 2234 nt
Organism: Vitis riparia (riverbank grape)
Lineage: Eukaryota; Viridiplantae; Streptophyta; Magnoliopsida; Vitales; Vitaceae
Product: laccase-15-like
Exons: 8
Coding region: 126-2234 (702 amino acids)
Biological process (GO): lignin catabolic process; signal transduction
Cellular component (GO): apoplast
Molecular function (GO): hydroquinone:oxygen oxidoreductase activity; copper ion binding
Source: RefSeq, a predicted model, not a curated record
UCCAAGGCAGACUUCAUCCCUGUCUUUUCUACCCACCAGCGUUUUCCUACAAUUUCUUGCCGCUUUUAUGAAGAAAUUGCCUGCAAUUUAAGCUAAGUUGAGUGACGUCUCAUAGUAAAGAGUGGAUGGCUUUUGCAAACCCUCAAAGUCAAAGAGCGUCUUUUUCUUCUAUUUCUACUCCUGAUUGGAAUUACGAUGUUUUCUUGAGCUUUAUGGGUGAAGAUGAUUGCCCUUCCUGUGCGGGAUGGAGGCCUGAGGCUCAUGUUAUUGAGGAGAUUACUUCCACUGUUUGGAAGAGUUUAAAUAGGGAAUUCUUACAUGUUGAGAAGAACCUUGUUGGGAUGGAUCGACGAAGGGCAUCUUCUACUUGUACUUCUAUUGGUUCAUGGGAUUAUGAAGUUUUCUUGAGCUUUAAGGGUGAAGAUACCAGAUACAAUUUCACAGAUCAUCUCUAUGCAGCUUUGUAUCAGAAAGGGAUUCGUACCUUUAGAACAAAUAAUAUUAUAACUAUAGAGGUGAGGGAAGCUUCAUAUACAAGGCUUUGUAGCACCAAGAAAAUGUUAACAGUAAAUGGACAAUUUCCGGGACCAACUAUAUAUGCUAUGAAAGGAGAGACGAUCAUUGUCGACGUUUAUAACAAGGGAAAAGAAAACGUCACCAUUCAUUGGCAUGGGGUGAACAUGCCUAGAUAUCCAUGGACAGAUGGUCCCGAGUAUAUCACACAAUGCCCCAUUCAGCCCGGGUCAAAGUUUAGUCAGAAGAUCAUCCUUUCCUCUGAGGAAGGCACUUUAUGGUGGCAUGCUCACAGUGACUGGACCCGAGCCACCAUUCAUGGAGCUAUAAUCGUCUAUCCCAAGCAUGGAACCAAGUAUCCUUUUCACAAACCUAAUGCAGAAGUUCUCAUCAUAUUAGGACAAUGGUGGAAGAUUGAUGUGAAUGCGAUUCGAGAUAAAGGGCUUGCAAGCGGAGCUGAUGCCAACGCCUCUGAUUCUUUAUUGAUAAAUGGACAACCCGGCACAUUCAAACUAACAGUGGAUCAUGAAAAGACCUAUCUACUUCGCAUAAUCAAUGCUGCCUUGCAUGAGCCUCUCUUCUUCUCCAUUGCCAAGCAUAAAAUGACAGUGGUUGGGACAGAUGGUAGCUACACUAAACCAUUGACACGAGAUUAUAUCACAAUAUUUCCUGGCCAAACCUUCGAUGUCUUACUAGAAGCUAACCAACACCCGGAUCACUAUUACAUGGCGGCUAAAACUUAUUCCGAUGCCCCGGCAAGUCGUAAUAUUUUUGACAACACAACCACCACAGCUAUUGUACAGUACAGGGGAUACUACACUCCAUCUUCACCUCCCUUCUUGCCUCAUUUACCUGCAUUCAAUGACACAAUUGCAUCGCUUCAAGUCAUGGCCACCCUCCGAAGCUUAGCAGAUGCAGAACAUCCUUGCAAUGUCCCAUUGAGCACGAGCACUAAAUUGAUUUACACUAUUUCUAUAAACUCGUACCCAUGCGUUAAUAAUUCAUGUUCAGGGGGCAAUGGGACGCGGUCUGCCGCAAGUAUAAACAACAUAAGCUUCCAUACCCCUACAAUUGACAUACUAGAAGCUUACUAUUAUAACAUCAGUGGUGUAUAUGGGGAUAAAUUUCCUAGCGUUCCACCAGUGGUGUUUGAUUUUACAGCAUAUUAUCUUCCAUUAAUCUAUCAGCUACCGAGUGCCGGAACAGAAGUAAGGGUGCUCGAUUAUAACUCCACAGUGGAGAUUGUUUUGCAAGGGACAAACUUGGUUGCAGGGGUAACCCACCCCAUGCAUCUCCAUGGACAUAGUUUCUAUGUUGUUGGAUGGGGAUUAGGGAAUUUCGAUGAAAAUUGGGAUCCUUUGCACUACAAUCUGGUGGAUCCUCCCCAUCAGAAUACCAUCUCUGUUCCUAAGAAUGGUUGGGUUGCAAUCAGAUUCCAGGCAUCCAACCCUGGAGUGUGGUUCAUGCAUUGCCAUGUAGAACGCCAUCUGACUUGGGGCAUGGAAACUGUGUUCAUAGUGAAAAAUGGUAAACACCCAGAAGCUCAAAUGGAUGAUGAAGAGCUUCCAAGAGGAGAAGAGAUUGCAGCAGAACUUUUAAAAGCUAUUGAAGAGUCAAGGAUUUCCCUCGUAAUUCUGUCGGAAAACUAUGCCCGUUCUAGGUGGUGUUUGGAAGAACUGACAAAAAUACCCCUACCACAAACCGAAAAAUCUAACCGUUAA